This is a messenger RNA of Centropristis striata (black sea bass), 3203 nucleotides long. Its product is annotated as zinc finger protein 3 homolog. Bases 130 to 2241 code for a protein of 703 amino acids. The transcript has 5 exons. Lineage: Eukaryota; Metazoa; Chordata; Actinopteri; Perciformes; Serranidae. Gene Ontology annotation, cellular component: nucleus. The record is from RefSeq and is a predicted model, not a curated record.
GAGUAGACAUGGCUAGCUGCUAGCUUCUGACUGUUGCAGAUGUUGUGACAUGAGUCCGUGUAGAGAUUCCUGUAAACAUGAACCUGACCGUCCACUUUUAAAACUGCAGGGAUAAAACUUAAAUGCAGGAUGUGUUCAGUCGUCGGGUGUGAUUCGUGGCGUCGCAGUGCGCAGCGGUUCAGGUUACCGGAGGACCCAGAGAGGAGGCUGGAGUGGGUUCAGUUCAUUUUAAAAGUCAACGAGCAGAGACUUAAAGAGUCGUCCUGGACUGAUAUUAGCAUCUGUAACGAACACUUUACUGCUGAUUGUUUUGAAAACCUGACUCCGACUGGCACGGUCCAGCUAAAGCCCAGUGCUGUCCCAUCACUGUGUGUCAAGUCAGAACCAGACGACCCGGAGCUGGAUCAGGAGUAUGAAGAAACCACAGAAUUUACUUUUCAGUGCGAUCAAAUUAAGAAAUGUAAUAGCCCAUCUUCCUGUUCUGAAGAAUCAGGACUCUCUUCAGCAGCUGCCCAACAAAGCCCUGCGCCAAGUGAUGCUUCAGAUGCUUUCACGUAUGAUUAUGGACAGAUGCUACAAAAAGUUGUGAACAUUGAUAUUAUCAGGAAAAAAGCUGCACUUCUGCAGAUGAAAAAGAAGUACGUGGUGAAUGAAAAACGUCUCCUCCAGCUGUUCAGCCAUAAGUGUCCGUCAUGUGGCUCUAACGUAAAGACGGAAAAGGUCACCUAUGGGGUGCUUGUCAUCUUGAACCAGCAGUGCCUUCAGUGCGAGUACAGAAACCAGUGGAAGAGCCAAGUCAAGGCCAAAGUCCCAACAGCUGAAGAUCAACACCUGACAGAAGUAGUAGAAGUGACUCCAGAGAUCCAACAGGCGGUGACAACAGAUGACGACCACAGCGGCAUCACAGAAGGGUUUGAGAUUGAUGCCAAUUUUGAUGAUGAUGAGAACAGCGAUCCCACAGAUGAAACGGAGGAAUCGGGUGAUGAAGGGGACACGGAUUCAGACGAGGAUUGGGAUCCGGAGGAGGAGCUUCUACAGGCUAGCGUGCUCCGUGAGGAAUCUGAGGAUGAAAUGGAAGAAGAAGAAGAAGUUGGUGAUUAUCCUCCACCUUCUUCCAAACACACUGAGCUCUGCACAGACUGCGGGGUAUUUUUUAACACGGUGAAGCCUCACACAUGCGAGCACAAAGUUAAACCUUAUUCUUGCAAUAUUUGUGGGAAAAGAUGUGUGAAUGAGAUCGCACUAAAUACUCACAGCAGAAUCCACGAUGAAAACUACGAACAUCGAUGCAAAUACUGCAACGUUACAUUCAAAACAAAGGUGGACAAAAUCACUCACGAACAGACUCACUUAAAUCAAGGAAUACCAUACAAAUGUCCCGAUUGUUCCAAGACAUUUGCCACAAAUAAGCAACGCAGAAUCCAUCUGAGGGAGCACGGAGGCCCCCAGCAGUUGAAAUGUCACAUCUGUGGGCUUGGCUUUACCCACACCAAUUCUCUUCACAGACACGUAGCUGUGCAUACAGGAGUGAAGCCGUAUAAGUGCUCAGUGUGCCAGCGUGGCUUUAAACAGGCGGGACACCUGAAAUCCCACAUGCGUCUGCACACAGGGGAGAGACCUUACAAGUGUCCACAUUGUGACAAAAGCUUCAAUCACAACGUGAGCUUGAAGAGUCAUGUCCAGCGUCACCACUCAUCCAGUUCUGGGCGCGAACAGAAGAAGGGUAAAACAAACAAAACGUUGAGCGACACUGGUGACGAUCAGGGGAAUGGGAACAAGACAGACUCAGAUAUGGGUCUUGAGGAAGAACAUGAUAACGAAGAGGAGGUGCAGAAGGUGCAGAAAGGGAGAAAACACACACCAAAACGUCGAAAGAGGAGCACGGGUCGACCCAUAGGAAGGCCGAAGAGAAAUGCAGCAGAAGACGUGCAACAAGAGCGCUCAAACACAAAAACUGCCAAAGUUAAGAGGCGGAAGUUGAAGAAAACGCAUUCCAGUGAUAAAGAAAGCGAGGACGAGCCAACAGAGAGUGAUGUGUCCUUUGAGUCAAGAGAGGAGGAAGAGGAGAACAGUGAGAAUGUGACACUGAGUGUGAGCAGAUCGAGAAAAAAGGCAAACAUUUCUGACAGAGACUCUGAUGCUGAUUUUGACCCAGAAGAAAUAAAAACGGAGAGAAAAAGAAAUAAAGCAGCCAAAUUGGUGGGAAAAGAUGUAGGGGAUGAUCAGGAAACAAUCAAGUAGGUGCAGUUACUAAAAAACAAAAGUUAUUGAGUUGAGCAUUCAUUGAGAGAAAUACAGUUGACAUAUAGUGCCUGUUUUCCUUUGUGUUGUAAAUGUUCAAUAAUUGCUGUGAAUGCUGGAGACAGAUUGUUGGGUGUGUAAAUCUGAAUAUGCUCACCCUGUCCCGAACCAGCAUGCCUCUGAUGGAAGCUCUCUGGUUUCCUCGGGAUCGUCCCAGUAUCCACCACUUUAGCCUUUAGUAAAGACACACAGGCUGGUGUUGUUUUGGUGCUAUGUUAAUAAAGGCUGUGCACAAAAUAAGGCACACCCCAGUGUGGCUCAUUAUACAACCAUCAGUAUUUAUCCUCAGCUUGUUGUUUCGUGAAAAUCCCAGAAAUGGAACAGUGCUGGUCUCAGUGAUUCAAAAACACAUUUACUGAAACAUAAUGUAUACAUGCUCUCAGGGCUGGGCGAUACGACCUCAAGUAAAUCUCACAAAUAAUGAAACAUUUUACUUCGAUUACAAUUAAUGAACAAUUUUUGUUUUUCGUAGUCAUAGUUCACUGACGUGGUCUCUACUGUAAAGAUGCAGUGUUCACAUUUGACUUUUUUUGUUCGGUGUCGUCUUCCCUAAAGCCAAAAUGUGUCCAAAUGAUGGACAUGGUAUUUUUUUCUUGGGUACAAGACACCUCAAAAGCUUGAUAAACAACAAACCAACAUAUGAAUCAUGUUUUGGUCUUCAUAUUACUUACCAGUGAUGACAUAUUAUAAUUGUGUUAAUCUUUUGGCUAAAUAUCCGAAACUCCGCUCAUUUAAAAAAUCAACUCAAGACCCACAUUUCCAGAUUCCUCACUCCCACUGCCUAACAUGAACUGUCAUAAACUCUUAUUUUGGUUUUUGGUGUCUGUAUUAUGCAUUUCUUCAUGCAUUCUAUGUAAAGCGACUUUGAGUAUCUUUAAAAGUGCUCUAUAAAUCCCAUCAAG